Messenger RNA from Anopheles coluzzii, 3749 nucleotides. RefSeq names its product type-1 angiotensin II receptor-associated protein-like. NCBI's taxonomy places the organism in Eukaryota, Metazoa, Arthropoda, Insecta, Diptera, Culicidae. Bases 420 to 899 code for a protein of 159 amino acids. The record is from RefSeq and is a predicted model, not a curated record. The transcript has 3 exons. Gene Ontology annotation, biological process: angiotensin-activated signaling pathway. Gene Ontology annotation, cellular component: plasma membrane.
GGCUCGGAGCAGCUAGUUCCCAAAUACAUCCCCGGACCAUCCCCACGAUCGCGCUGACAGUUCCCCUGUUCGGCGAGAGAUGUAAACAAAAGAACCAGUUUUUUUGAAAAUUACCAAAAUAAGAGCUAUUUCUGGUUGUGUGCUUUGUGGUUAAAUUUGAUACCCCCUCGGAAGGAGAUCAAGAAACCGCAGGAAGCCCACAAAGUGCCACCGGCGGUGUUGCAUUGUGUGCAGCGGUGUGAGCGUCCGUUUAGGAGUCACUCGCCCGGAGGCAUCAGUCGGCCGGGAUCUGAGGGAAGCCAUUCUGGUUAGAACGCAAAAAGUAAGCCGAGGAGAAAGGGAGGUAACCGAGCGGACUCGUUCAUUUGCCCGUUGAGUCACAGCAGGUCCCGGCCCAGGGUCGGCUUGCCCAGUAAGUGAUGGAUAUUCAGCGAGCGAUGAAUUCGAUGCACACCCGCCUGAAGCUGAUAGCAUUCGUGCACUUCAUCCUGAUCGUUCUGGCCCUCGGCAGUGCCUGGCUACCGUCCGCCUAUCUGUUCUACAACCUGCUCUACCUGGUGGCACUGUUCUGGGCGAUACAUUGCCGCGAAUCGAUCGAUGCGGUUCAAAUCUGUGCCGUCAUCAAUGGGUUUAGCUUUUUCUUCGAUCUGAUGGGCAUCAUCUCAUACUUCCCGUCGCACGGUAUCUUUUCCGCGGUGUUUGCCAUCUUGAAUCUCGUGCUGCGACCGUUCAGCCUGCUGCUGCUGCAGCGCGAACUGUCCGACCGCGGCGGGAGCUUCGAGUUCGGGCAGGGCGGCACGGGCGUGGUCGGCGAACGUCCGACCAGCUACGAGGAUAUCGAUGCACCGCACCAGCAAACGCCGUCGCACGGCCAGGUGAACGUGGGUAUAUUUAAGUGAAUCGCCUCGUUAUGAGCGCCUCCCCCCCCCCCCCCCCCCCCAACGUAAUCGUGGCGAUCGUUGCGAUACCAUCCGCGCUAAACACAUGAAUCUCGUGGUGCAAUGUUAUCAUUGCCGCCUCUUGCUACUCCGUCGAAACGGUACGAAUAAUCAUUUUCAUCACCCACCCAAGCACCUGCUAGCUGAAGCGGAAUCUUUAGAAAUGGUAGCAUGCAGGUACGCGCCAUUUAGAGAAGCGAGGCUUUUGCCUUUUACUUUCUUGUUCGUGUUGCCUUUUUUACCAAAUGCGCACGAAGCCAUAAUCAUGUGAAGUAACGUAACAUCAUCCAGCUUGCAACAUAGUGAGUAGAACAUGGCUAUUAACAGGUUUUUGUUGAUUUUUUAAUGUAUGAUUUACUAUUUUCCCGUUAAAAUUUUAAUAAAAAAAUGUAAUACUGAUCGGAUUGAUCUAAAAAAAACAUAACAAAAACAAUAAGCUUGACUAGCUCGUUAAUUUCUCACCAUGAAGCAGCUAGUUUCGCGUAGGCUGUAGCUAGACUCUUACUUGUGUUUAAAACAGUUGUCAAAACUUAUAGCACCUUGAAAGAAAAAAAAAGCAAUUUAAUGCCAUUAAUUGCCAACAGGUACAACUUUUACGUUUAUUCACAUUUUUCUAUACUUUUAGCCGAGAGAACCGAGUUGGCUGACCCAGAUUGAAGCAUCGGCGAGCCGGCAAUAGUAAGUCACUUUAUCAUAAAUAUGCUUUAUCUUUAUUUCUUUCGCGUAAAAAUAUACACCCACAACGAGAAUUCUCGGAAUAUCGAGAAGGAGAGACACGUGUAAACUCUCUAAAACUGAAAACUUAAAUUUAAAUGAUAUUAACGUAACAAUUUGCUUAAAGACACCCGUAUUUUUUCCUCUUUUUUACGUUACGUAUGCGCAUGUACAGUCGCAAUAAAUCGUCUUGGAGGCAGUAGUAUGUCCAGUUGAUAACGAGAGGGGGAUGGACUGCGUGCAUGUAAAACAAAACAAAACCAAAAAAACUUCCCAUGCCGAAUGCAUUAAUCGAAUACUGUAAAGUUUAAUGUCCGUUUAUGUUAAGUGAUAACGGAAAAUGCUGCCUUGAUAACGCAUUAUGAUUCGGAAGAAUCGUCUCAGUAUGGGUAGGUAGUUCUUGUUCCUACUAGCAGUAAAUAAAUGAGUUAAGAAUUAGAGAAUAGUUUAUUUAAACCUGUUUGUUUUGAAAAUGAUUAGCGUGAAUGAAACCAAAAUCGAAUACAAGACACGAAACACACAAGGGGGCAUUUUGUUACAAUUUUUCUUCAAUAACUGUAAUUUUAUUUUUCAAUUAUAAAAAUUAACACAAAGUUCACUUUGUCCCUCUUGUCCCUGUCGACACAUUGCACUAACGCACGCCUGCUAUCUCCUUAGCUAUUCGCCGAUCUCAUUUCGCAUGUUUUUUUGUUUGUCCUAUAUGUGUAUUUUGUUGUUGUUGCUGUGUGUACCACUAUUUCUUCGCUCCACAUUCGAAUUCUUAUCAAGCUUUCUACGAUCCGAAAACCCUUUCCAAUGCUAGUUGUUUUGCUUUCAUGUUCUUUUGCUUGUUGCUUUCUCUUGUUAAACUCUGUCUGUCUCCUUAAUGUAGAAUUUUGUGUAAAUGUGUGGUUGUUUGCAGUGUAAAAGUGUAUAAUGUAUACAUAGUGUAUCUCUUGCCGUUAGGCUGGUUUUCUUUCAUGCCAUUUUUUUCAAUUGCCUUCCACUACUCCAUGCGAUCAUCGGAAACGCGUCAUGUUUUUGUGUUUGUAUGAGUGUAUUCUGGGUGUGUGUGGGUGUAUGUGUGUGAGUUGCUGCUAAUUGUAAAUGUUACCACUGCUACUUAAGGAAGUUAUUGAGGCCCUCGCCUUGUAAAUCCCUUCACAUUUGCCGGAGAUUUGUUUAGCCCUUCCGAAUAUCGGCAGUUUAACCUUUGCCGCUGUUCCCGUUCUUUAGGUGUUUCUAUAUUUCUGUGAUCUAUGUUUUUUUUGCUUCUCUCUUUUCUACUUUUACGUGUUUUGCUUUACACAUCUCUUAGUAAUCGUAUUUUUGUGUUUGUUUUUGUUUUUUUUUUCGUUUUCUUGAGUCACCGAGUAAAACUUAUGCUUGGAGAUAAUAUGACACAUAGCGGAAUAAUGUAACAAAUAUGCUUUAUUUUUCCACAUUUUUUCUUACCUACCUCAAUGUGUGUGUAUGUGUUUCUUUGUUAAAGUGAUUGGAUGUGUUGUAUUUUCUUUUUCUCUUCCUUUGUUUGUUUUGUCCAAAAAACGGCAGUAUUAUGUGAGAUGUAAUUUUUGUUCUUCUUCCAAUGCUUAACAAGAGUAUUGUUUUCCUUUGCUUUCUCUUCGAUUACCUUGUAACGCUCAAUUUUCUUCUUUGCCUGCUUUAUAGUUUUCCAUGUUUUUUCAUGCAUUAGCUUGGUAUGAACGAACGUCGUGGGGUUGCUUGUUUUUGUUUUGUUCCUCUUAUUGCCUUCUGCUGCUCAGACGUUACGAUCUUUGUCGGAAAAGGGUUGUGAGGAGUUUGAAUGAACAGUUGAUUUUUUUCCAUGUUAGUCUAUUUCCUUUCCCAUUAUGAUAUGAUAAACAUAAAAUGCGUUUUGUCUGUUCAGUUUCCUGUUUGACAUUUUAGUUUUACAAAUGUGCAUGAUACGUGAUUGUGUGUUUCGGGGUGUGGUUGUAUAUGGUAUGUCUAGCGGUAGUUUCGGUAUUUCAUUUCCUUUUGAGUCAGUCGAGUAAGAAUGCUUGUUUUCUGUAAUUUUUUUUUCAAUCUCCUGCUCUUUUUUUUAAACUACUUUUCAAUAACGUUCGCCUGUACAUAAGUCAAUUGGGGUUUAUU